Pocillopora meandrina is the source of this 9250-nucleotide messenger RNA. The record is from the annotation of a GenBank genome assembly. NCBI's taxonomy places the organism in Eukaryota, Metazoa, Cnidaria, Anthozoa, Scleractinia, Pocilloporidae.
AUGAUGGCUACUCAUUGUAUUCCAAAAGAAAGUUGCAACAGCCACAUGGCGGGCUGGAUCGGUGGUGGCGAUCACCCCUCUUCAGCUUAUCAGAAGGUGACGAGAACAGCAUAUAUGCAUUAUGGCUCAAGUUGUUAUUCAGUGGCCUACUCCGAGACAGAAAUACGUAACUGUAGUGGAUUCUACGUUUACAAACUGCAAUCAGUUAACAGCUGUUACCAACGUUAUUGUGGUGUUAAUGGUAAGUGUCACAUCAAGAACAUCAGGUUUUUUUUUUCUAAAGAGCGCAUUCCAUUGAGCAGCUUUUCUGCCAAUAUUUUUCACGGGGCUUGUCUCAUUGCUGGAGGUUUUACGCUACUUUCUCGGCCACCCCCUUUUCAAUGGUGUUACAUACGCUUUGGAGCGGGGCGGAAGGGGUAGGGAAAAAUAACGAACAAAGUUCGAGAAAGAAAAAUGGUUCCACGUUGGACGUUGUACCAUCUAUGCCAAAAAAAGAUUUGAGAUUCCACUUUCGCGGGCAGAAUAGAUAUCAGGUGAUGUUGCAUUGAUCCAAAUAUCUUUUAUUAAUUGCAAAACUGGGAAAUUAAACGUCUUCUAAUUAAAAAGGUUACAUCGACGCAAGAGGUACGGACUCAAAGAUCCAGGUUUUUCUUUAUAAAGACAAUGUUUCACUUUAUGAAGUUUCAAUUGGGUCUUCCGCAAUUUGAUGAAUUAAGAUCACCCAGGCAAACAAAAGUGCGAAGCAUUGACAACCUUGAUGGCACAAGCUUUUUUGUAGAAUUUUUUCUAAUAUUAACAUAUGACUAUCAAUAUUAAAAGAAAAUCCGGACAUAUUUUGUUUUGGUAAGAGUUGAAAGAAUCUUGAUCAGUGCUGAUUUGGUAUGAAAAAAUGAAGUACUUCUAAUGCUUGUGGGUACACAUGGGCGCUUUAGUAUCUAGUUUACUCAUGAUUAGUUGGGCAUUAAGCCAUUAAGUAAUUUCUUGGUCAGAAUGAUUUCGUAUUCAACAGAUGAGAACGAUGCAUGUCAUGCCAAUUCUGGCUCAACGGCAUGUACCUGUCCAUCUGGUUAUUCUGGCACUCCUUGUCAAGGUAUGUGAGCUGUAAAAUUAAUUGAUGGUGGUCACUUACACUCCUUCUUAGAACCUUAGUGUAGAGCCUUAUCGUUCAGAAAAAAAUAGAAAAGGUGUUUUUUUUCCCUCUCAUUUGCUAGUUUGUUUGUUGCUUUCGUACUUAGUGCAAAUUUAAGUAAAGCUUCUUAUUUUAGAUUUUAAGUCAAUCCUACUGAAAUGAGAAAGUUUGAUCUUUAAGGACCAUAAAGGUCAAGAGGCGAUGGCCAUUGUGAUUGAUUUCUUCCCCGAAUAAGGUUGUGUUCGAUACCGAUUAUAUCCCUAUUUUUUCCAACCUGUGGAUUAUAUAGUUUAAAAGAUAAUUGAAUUUCCACCGUUAAGGAUUCACAUAAUUUCCCCACCAGUUCUUUUAACUACUCACUUUGGCCACGUCAUGGUAAGGACAAACUUUAAAUUGGUUGGUUGUAUUUUCCUUGUCAUUAGAUACCGAUGAAUGUACCUCAGGAGGCCAUAAUUGUCACUCACAAGCCACAUGUUCCAAUACUCCUGGCACAUUUACAUGCUCUUGUAAAGCUGGUUUUACUGGCGACGGUGUAUCUUGUAGCGGUUAGUUGUUUGGGCACCUCUUACAUCUUUUAAGGUUCUUUAGAGAAUCAAGCUUAAAAUGGUAGUGAGGUCUCCCCACAUGCAUAUUCAUCAUCAAUUCAUAUUUGGACAGGAAAUAAGUGAAAAUUAAAAGCUUGAAAAAGGUGAUGGCAAUCACUGGUGUUACAGAUACAGCAAUAUGUCGAGAAAUCCAAGAAUUUUGGUAAAUUAAACUGAUUAAGUGAACUGUACUGUGCAAGAUGUUGAAAAAAAAGAAACUAGGAGAUAUCGUGAAAAAAAAUGACGAGGGGAAAGAAGAGAUUCUAUAUAUUAUCGGCUUCCGCUGUGAUGUUAUCUUUCAGAGGAUUGUGGUAUGUCCGAAGGUGAAAAUGAACUGCUUUCAUAUGGGAGAUCAGGGAUUGAUUGCCUGUAGGCAAAAGCGAGUUCUUCGGCCGGUACAUGGGAAAGAUUGUUCGAAAAUUGUUAAUAAUACUCAACCAAAACGAACGGGUGGAACUUAAAAACCCCAUUCAUAGCAGGACUACAUUACGAUUGGUUCUUUGCUUAUUUGCUGAGUCACUCAGAACUGUCAAUUCGAGCCUAAAUAACAACUGAUAGCUAAUAAAUGGUCCACUUAUGCUUGAGAGUGAAAAAAUAGUUUUGGGGUACGUUAUUAUUCCACUCUAUUCAUCAAAUAUCUUCUUUUAAUGCAGAGUGAGUGGUAGGCUGUAAACUGUUUAUUAAAGACAUCAUCAUUCUAUCGAAUAGAUAUUGAUAAGAGUGAGGUUUUAGCGAUAUAAACUUACGUAACCCUUGCUCUCAUAAUCUAAGAUAUCGACGAAUGCACUAAUGGUGCCCAUGACUGUCACCAAGAUGCUGAUUGUGGAAACACAGAGGGUGCAUUUACUUGUAGUUGUAAACAUGGAUUCGCAGGAGAUGGACGUCAAUGCACAGGUGAUAAAUUCAUACCUUCUAUUCUCUCUCCCAAUAUAGGGCACAUGCAUAUCUUUUGAUCUUUAAUGACUGAAAGGGGGAAAAAAAAAACCAAAUCAGCAAUUUCUCCAGUUGGAGGCCGUUGGCAAUAGUGUAUUUUGCAGUUACUUAAAAGUUUUGAAAACGUUAAAAGGUCGAUAGAUAACCUCUUAGUAGCAAAUCUUGAUUCUAGAUCCCAAAAAUCUCUGAAAAUGUUAAUUCUUUCCUUCGAUUGCCACACAGAAAGUCAGAGUUUCACAAGUGUUAUAUUUUGUGUGCAUGGGCUGAUUAUAUCUCCUUGGCGGUAGAUGUUGAUGAAUGCACAGAUGCCUCGCAUAACUGUCAUGCGAAAGCGGAUUGUUCUAACACUCAAGGAUCUUUCGGCUGUGCUUGCAUUCAAGGAUAUUCAGGAAAUGGUGUUACAUGUACAGGUAUGAUAGCUCUUGAAAAUUGUUCUUUAACUGUUCCAUUCAUGCGCUACUAGUUUCUAUUUGCCUGUAACGCGGUAUAUUGACUUUUUUCCUCAAUUAAUCUGAACCUUAAGCAAACUACACUGGCGACGUCAACAAGGAAAUGGGAAACAAUCAAAUUAAUUGGGUGGAACAAUGGGUCACCUCGUGCUUUUACAACUUUGUAAACUUGUUAGCCGUUCUUUGAAAAACAACACCGUGAAAUCAACCAAAUUUUCGAAGGGAAACCCCCGACCAAAAGUUAUCUCAGUUUCCACUUGAGAAUCAAUGUUGCUCUUACUUGUUUUGGUGAAGUUGAAGAGUGCCGCCUUACGAGACACAUAAUUCUAACAAAGCAUAUACAUUUAUUUUUCAAUCGUCUUACUCGGUAUUGCUGUCCAGAUUGCUUAAGAUACCCAUUGAUUAGGGGGAAACAUGUGCCUACUGAUCGCUUUAUGUGUCCCGCUUUCCUCUCUCCAACCCGGAAACAUUAAAAUCACUGGAAUAUGUCUCUUUAUAAUUUCAGAUAUCGAUGAAUGCACCAGCAGCAUUGAUGACUGCCACAAAGACGCAGAAUGUUCCAACACCGAUGGUGCGUUUACUUGUAGUUGCAAAGGAGGAUUUUCAGGAGAUGGUCGACAGUGCGCAGGUGCGGUAUCCUCGUAUUUUCUUUCCAUUUUCAUCAUCUUUUCUUUUCGUAUUUUUCUUUUUUUAAUCACUAUCGUAGUAAACAUUGUAGCAACAAUAUCAUCGUUAUAGUCUCGCUAUGCGCUAGACAGUGCACAGGUGUGAAGUCCUUAGAUUUUAUAUCUAUUUUUGUACUUGUUUUUUAUUACACUUUUCCUUUUUAUCAUUUUCGUUUUAAGACACUGUAACAGCAUUAUCAUCGCGUAAAUUUCGCCCAGCCCCAACUGAUAUUAAAUACGUGGAUACCACCCCGAUUUACAUUGUAUUUGGCGUAUAGACGGGAAAAAAAUCAGCAAAAACGAAAUAAAACAAAACAGGACCACAUUUUAUUUGAUAGGUAUACUUAAUUAUACUUUAUCCAUGUUAGCUAAAAAUUCCCAAAUAACCAAAUAUACUAAGCAGGCAUUGCAGGUACCGUUUCUCUUUUGAAUGUCAAAUUUUGUGUAACGAGGUAAUGCUGUGUCUGAUUGCUUCAGAUAUUGAUGAAUGCACAGAUGCAACUCACAACUGCCAUUCAAAUGCGGAUUGUUCUAACACUUAUGGCGGGUUCAACUGUACUUGUUUUCAAGGAUAUUCAGGAGAUGGUGUUACAUGUACUGGUAUGAAAGUUCUUAUAAAUAUUCUCAAUCUACAGCCAUACAGCCAUACACAGUGUACCUUAAUAUUUUUGAUCGAGAUCUCUGGAUACUGAAAGUUUUUGCGGUCUAGAAGCUGCAGUUAAUGCCUACAAUUAUCGAAUGAUCACCAGAUCAAGCGGAAUAGUAAGCUAUAUGAAAGAAACAACAUAAAACAAACAAACAAAAUACGAGGAGCGAAGAAAAACAAACAUGAAAAAAAAUUUACCGUUUCCAUUGGCAUAACUUAUAAGCAAGUUUUCCUUUUACCUUGCCCACGAUACUGUAUGGUUUGUUGUUAUGAAUUAGAACUUUGAACUAAACGAUACAAUCUCACAGAUAUUGAUGAGUGUGCCACAGCAACUCACAACUGUCAUGGUGUUGCUCACUGUUACAAUAAUGAUGGAUCAUUCACCUGUGAGUGUAGGACUGAUUACCAAGGAGACGGUAUUUCUUGUGAGCCCUUUGGUAAGUGAGCUAGUUCUUCGUUUGAUCACCAUAAACUACAAUUGAUAAUAACCCCCCACAAAAACUUAUGAUAUAUAUAUAAUAUAUACUUUAGUUCAUGCUACACAGUUUAUCUCUUUUUCUCCUGAUUGAUUAAUAAGAAUACGUUUAAACCGUCCAUUGGAUCUUGUUUUACAGGAGAUUUCUCUGUAACGAUUAGAAAUAUAUCCAAGGACAAAUAUUUGGCAACUACUGUCAAGCGGUCUGAAAAAAGUAUCCAUCAGGCAAUCAUCGAAGAUCUUCCAGAUAAACCUGUGUUGGAAAGUGUCAUGGAAUGGCGUUUAAUUAGUGAACAGGAGCUGGCAGCUUCUGAAUCACCAGUGGGAACUUUAGUUAGUCAAGGAACUGCACAGUGGACCAUAAAUAGGCGAUCCGUACCUUCUGGAAACUAUCAAGUAAAAUUUACUGCUUCCAUUAAAUUCGGUGAUUCAGUAUCCUCAGAAACUCUCAAGGCUUUUGAUUACGGCUUUAUCAAAGUUAUUGCAGCUCCUUUGCGAGCAAUAAUCGAUGGAGGAAGUAGCGUUCUUUGGGGUUCUAAAGACACUGUUACAGUGAAUGGAUCCCUUAGCUAUGAUGGAGAUAUUGGUCCUGGAAACUACAGUGGGCUGAAAUUUACCUGGUCCUGUUAUCUUCUUGGAGCUAAUACUUCCUUCAGCGACAAUUGCUUUGGUUCUUUCAAGGGAGACGUAACUCUAACAUCCAUAGGCAUUAUCCCUGGUGGGCUUGAUAUUGGAAAAAAAUUCGUUCUCAGACUAACAGUGUCCAAGGAUGAUCGAAGUCAUUUUGCAGAAAUUAUUUUUGAGAUAGCAACUGGUGAGAUACCUCAAGUUAGCUUAAGGUACUUUAAAAGGAUUGUUUUAUUCAAUUUUUCCUCUCUUUCAGUCAUCCUCUAUACACAAUCAUUCUGUUUUGUUGAAACAUUACAAAGUUGUGAUUGCAGUAGCUUUGUUCUACCUUCAACCAAUCACACGCAAAGCUGAGGCUUUUCUAGACUUGGCCUCAAGUAAUGUUGAGUGCGUCAGGAAUGUGACCCGUCUUUCAUAUCGUUGUUGUUGUUAUUAUUGUUGUCUUUUCCUCAGAUCAAUGCAAAAUGAAUUAUAACAAUCGAUCUAUUUAAUUCUCUUAUUUUCAUGCAGGUGUUUUGUAGAUUGUGGUAAAAUAGUCUCUGCUUCGAAUAAGUUUCGAGUAACAUCAGAGUGUCUCAAUUCCCCCUGUAUUGGUUCAGAGUAUCUAUGGCAAUUAAUGAGAUUCAAUGAUGAUUCAAAUCAACUGGAACUCAUAAAUAUUCUAACCAAUAUGACAUCGACUGCUAUAAAUGCAACCAACAUGAUUAUCAAAAAGAAUUCCUUGCAGUCAAGCUCGAAAUACACUCUGAACUUAACUGUGAUACCCCCUGGUGGAACAGCUGGAUUUGCAGUGCUCGAGUUUGAGACAGCUGGGCAGCCCCACAGUGGCUACUGCGUGCCAUCAGCCGUUGUAGGUUUCUCUUUGGAAACAAAAUUUUCAUUUGAAUGCUUUGAAUGGCAAGAUAAAAGUACACCACUAUCUUACGAAUUUCGUGUUGGGGACGAGCCAAUAUCCUAUGGCACCUCUGCAAAAUCUGUUUCGACAGUCUUGCCCUCUGGCUUACCGGAAAACGAUUAUCAGCUGUCAAUCAACAUUAUUAUCAAGAAUGCUGUUGGUGUGGCCCUUGUGGAGAAGCUCUCUAUGAAGGUAAUGAUAAAAACUGUAUGCCUCUGACGGUUUCUCUAAAAGGACUCUGGAAUCUAUCCAGUGUCACAUGAGCACAACUAUGAUUGAUGCGUAGAGUUGAAUAGCGUAGAAAGUCCUGAGGGAUUGUUGCACCCUCCGCACCCAAGUAUUAAGAAAACACAGACGUAGUCGGCUAAAACGGGAAAAUUUUCACCACUCCGAAAUUAAAGAAGGAAAAGAAGAAUCGAAGCAAAACAAUCAAGAAACGAGUAGUUUGCUGAUUUAAUAAUUUUAGUGACCACUUUUGUUUCAAGUACAAGUGAAUUUGAGCAAAAUGAGAUUGCUUUAGUAGUCGAAAGGCGCAAAAUACUUUUAUAAAAAGUAAACUUUCGUCCGCUACCUAUUAAAGCUUUCAAACAUUUGUUCUGUUUUUACAAGGUGGUGCCAUCGUCCCAACUUGAUCCUUGCCGUUCAUCGGUAGAAGAAGUGUCUAACAAAUUGAAAGGUUUCGUCAUUGGGGACGACAGCGACUUGGAUAAAUUUCUAAAGAAGGGUGAAAUUAGUCAAGCCUCUCAACUUGCUAUCACUGUUCUCAAAUCAGCCAGCGAAGUAACGGAGUGUGGGCAGACGCUCAGCAAAGAUACCAAAACACUAGUGGGUCCACUUACUGUAAUGUUUUUUUUUAUAAGCAGUGGAGAGCUGUGUGUUUGUUUGUUUGUUUGUUUGUUUGCUUGAUCAUUUGUUUGCUUCGUACGCCAUCCACAAGAGAUUAUCUCAUAAAUGUAUGUAAAAAUUCGUUGUUGUAUACCUGAUAUUAAUCUGAGGUAACAAUUUCAAAAUUUUUUACUCCCUGUAAGCUUUUUUUAGCUCCCAAAAACUUUAGAUAUUUCAUUUACUGGCGUAGAUUUCAAGUACGUUAGUGGAAAAGUUCACCUCCAUAAAGCCGGAGGACCUUCAGAUGUCCCGAACUGUUAUGGGUGUAGUCAAACUAGCAGGUGGUAACCAAGACGCUCAAUCUUGCAAUGACUGUGGAAAUUCUGCGGUAAGAAUCUAGCUUUCUCUUCUCUUACACAAGAACAGCAAAGUAUCACAAAAUACAUGUACAUUGUUUUGAUCGUAAUCAAAUGCCUUUCUUUAGAAUGAAACUAUGAAACUAACGGAUGCCACAACAGAACUACUUAAGUCUGUCCUUGGUGACUUAGAGGAGCCAUUUUCUGAUGAACUGGAAGAAUCGGCUGUCAGUAUCACCACGUGUCUAAAAAACGUUCUAAAGUCUUCUCCUGAAUCAAGCAAAGAAAGUGGAGAUUUGACAAAGAGCACUGAAUCUGAGAAGGUAUGACAAAAUUUGAUUCACGAAAUUAAGUAAACGAGAGUAACUCAUAUUAUGUUAUCCUGUACAUAUCAAGGAGUUUCACUGAAACGACAUCUUGUGUAAUUUAACUGCUCCAAUUGUUUGCACGGAGAUGAGGGUGUUUCUAUCAAGAUGAAAUUUUCUGACCAAAUUAAAAUAUGUGAGCACUAAAAAUUAGCUACCACAGACAGUAUCAAACAAAUAACGCUUGCAAAUUCCUAGUCAAGAAAUUGAUUAUCGCUCGGAAAUUGCAUUUAGUAGAAAAUUUUAACAGAAACUCUUUUUUACCACAGGAGAGUGUGAAGCAAGCUGCUGAAAAACUGGACGCUAUGAACGACGCAUUUUUCGCACGCCUGGUUCCCUCUGAAAAUCUUGUCCUAAAAACGCCUGGCUUGACAUCGACCCUUAAGAAGGUAUCUGCUGACGGUAUAAAGGGUCUUAAUAUGGAAGAUGGACCAACAAAAUUUAGACUACCAGGAAACCUAGGGAAUAUGGCUGAUGGAAACAUCAAUGCAAAGGUAUGGAGUUUUAAAGCGUAGAUAUACAACAAACCUGGCAUUUUCAAAAUUGAAUGUCAUUAGCAACUAUCUGUCAACGCUUUUGACGUUUAGCGUUGCAUCAAAAGUUUGAACCUUUUAUUUGAAAUUACUCUCCUUACGUCACUUAUUGCUACGAAAUUGUAUUCGAUCCAAUUGCUUUGAUGACUAAGCGUUCCGAAACAAUUUUUUUUGUUUCUCAGUUGCAAUGAUGGCUUACACAUUCUUUACUGCAGUAUUGUAGAAAAGUCAUACACACAAACUUCGAAAUGUUUCUCCAAAUAUAUUUUAUUUUCAAAGAAUACGUGCUGGGUAUAUCACAGCAGGACACUGAUUCUCAAAGUAUGAAACUAGAGGCUUGAUCAACUGAAUUGGCCACCUCAGAUAGUUUCUAAACCUGACUUUUCGAGCGUCAGCCCUUCGUAAGAGCGAAUAGUCUCGUUAGUAAAUUACGCCUUUUAGUUGAAAAAGUAUAUCCUCUGUGUUCUGUUUUUGCAGAUGAAAAGUGCUGACUUUAAUCCCUUCUCUUGGGACAAUAGCAGCAAGAAAGUUCAGUCCAGUGUCAUUAGCCUCGAGCUUCAAACGGAAAAUGCAACAAAACUGAAUGUUUCAAACCUCGAUAAUUACAUUGAGAUAGUUAUACCUAUUUCCACCCCACCUUCAAAUACCAGCAACGGAUCAGAGCAUUAUUUUCUAAAGCCAAACCAAUUGACUAUGAGGAGCUAUUACGCCGACCUAGCAGAUGUACUGUUUCCAUCAGCCUGGGUGUGGCAAAAGAGGAAACAUUAG